Messenger RNA from Drosophila innubila, 935 nucleotides. RefSeq lists its product as uncharacterized. The coding region runs from base 55 to 540 and encodes 161 amino acids. The record is from RefSeq and is a predicted model, not a curated record. NCBI's taxonomy places the organism in Eukaryota, Metazoa, Arthropoda, Insecta, Diptera, Drosophilidae. The transcript has 5 exons.
UUCUUUCAAAUCAAAUCAAAGUAUGAAUUAAAUUUAAAUAAGAAAUAAUACAAUAUGUUUCCAGCUGUAAAGUGUUGUUAUUACUUAUCUUUAAGAAAUGGAUGCAUUUUCAUAGCGUUAUUUGGAAUAUUCUGCUCCGGGUUAAAUAUAGAAUUCAUAUUAUCAAUCUUAAAUAACUAUCCUCCUAUCCAGCGUAAAUAUGUAUUUACAGAUGAUCCAAAUGGAGCAUGUCAGCUUGCAUCUGAAUUUGUAAUGAUGCUUGCGUCAAUAAUUCUAUUAAUAUCCACCAUGGUGAAAUGGUCAUUUCUCAUAAUUGUCUAUGUAGUGAUUGCUGCUCUGCAAACUCUCUAUUUAUUAAUUUAUAGCAUAGUUUCUUGCAUAAUGAGUAUUAACGUUAUUGCAAAUUUCAGUUUAAGCGCCUGCAUUGCAUAUUGGCUAUGGGUAGUACUUUCCUUUGGUACUUCACCAUAUUUCAUUUAUAUUGCUAUUUCCUAUUACAAGCUGAAGACAUCGGAGGACAAUGUUGAAACCGUUCCAUAAAAUAUGUGUAACAAAAGUAAAUAUAAAUGGAUAUAAGUCGAAGAAAUUGCCAUAUCUCACAAAUUCUUAUAUAGCCCAGUGUAGAUUUUAUAAAUGAUGGAUUUCCUCAGUCAGUUCAUUUAAUAUAUCGAGACUUUCUCGAGCUUACUGAGCAUAUGUGCAAUUUCAUAGAUGUAGCUGCUUUAACAGAUACAAAUAGAAUACUCAUUUCGUAUGCAAGUUGCAUUUAUUUAAAUUCUUAUUUAUACUGUCGACGACAAUUUAUACACCUAACGUGUUUUUUACUAUGUAUGUAUCUUUUAUUGGGCUUUAAAGAAAUCACUAAAUAUUACCAGAACUUUAAAAUAUAGUAUACAUAAAUAACUUAGUAAUGAAAAAGUGUUAAAAAGUACUUU